ACGCAAUAUAAGCCAUUAGAACCAUCUAAUCUCAAGCUCUAAGAAGAGCAACUCUACUUUUAUAUUCACAACAAAAAAGAAAAAAGAGAGCAUAAACCAAUGGCUACUUCACUUUCAGCAACUGGGUGUGUUGGUUCUUCCUUCUAUGGAAGUUGGGGAACUUCAAUUGUUGGUGAGGACUACACCAUGCUGGCCAAGUCAGUGCCAUCACAAGUUCGCAUGGGGAAGGGAAAGCCCACGAGAUUGCAGCCUAUGAUGAAGAAUGUUAAUGAAGGGAAAGGUAUAUUUGCACCUCUUGUGGUGAUCACUCGCAACAUCGUUGGCAAGAAGCGUUUCAACCAGCUUAGAGGCAAAGCAAUUGCACUACACUCCCAGGUGAUCACGGAAUUCUGCAAAUCAAUAGGAGCAGAUGGAAAGCAGAGGCAAGGGCUAAUCAGGUUGGCCAAGAAGAAUGGAGAAUGGCUUGGUUUUCUUGCAUGAUAGAUUAAUAACAUAUGUUCCCCCAUAUUUUGUAACUAUCAUGUGAGAAAGUAUCAAGUUGGAACUUGAUGGUUUUCAAUUGACAGCAGAAUGUAAACUAGGAACCCAUCUCUCUAGUUGUGAUUUUUCAUUCUUAAGUAAUGUUCUCUCUUAUUUUGUUCUGAUACAUGAAAUAUUAUAAAACCAGAGGUGAUCUAUAUAUCAACGGUGAUACAAUGAACAAAGCAAUGUUAUUUAUACACCAUAUUUUUCACA
This is a messenger RNA of Glycine soja, 735 nucleotides long. Its product is annotated as protein PROTON GRADIENT REGULATION 5, chloroplastic-like. Gene Ontology annotation, biological process: photosynthetic electron transport in photosystem I; response to high light intensity. The transcript is spliced from 2 exons. NCBI's taxonomy places the organism in Eukaryota, Viridiplantae, Streptophyta, Magnoliopsida, Fabales, Fabaceae. Gene Ontology annotation, cellular component: chloroplast. The record is from RefSeq and is a predicted model, not a curated record. Gene Ontology annotation, molecular function: electron transfer activity. Bases 100 to 480 code for a protein of 126 amino acids.